Messenger RNA from Neurospora hispaniola, 1290 nucleotides. RefSeq lists its product as uncharacterized. The transcript has 2 exons. NCBI's taxonomy places the organism in Eukaryota, Fungi, Ascomycota, Sordariomycetes, Sordariales, Sordariaceae. The coding region runs from base 1 to 1290 and encodes 429 amino acids. The record is from RefSeq and is a predicted model, not a curated record.
AUGUCGACGAUUCAGCACCAGCGAUUUCCCGCGGGAAUGGCCCCACUUGAGCAGCUUCCCCAGGAAGUACUAGAGAUAAUCGCCCAAUUCUGCGGCGAUGUCGCAGGUGUAUCGCCCUCUGAACAGGAAGACAGCUUUACCGAAGUCAUCACCAACUCAUACCUGGAUUCGGUAACAUCCUAUAUCUGGCAGCCGUCGUACAGCGACCUUCGAACCUUGUCCCUGGUUUCCAAGACUUUUCUCGAUCCCGCUCGGCGCGCCUUAUACAAGGUCGUCGUAGUCAAGAGCACCAGCGAGCUUGUGCGCCUGUUGCGCGACUUGCUGCUUCAUCCUGAGAAUAGGCGCUACGUGCGCUUCUUGGUAGUCAAAAUUGAGGACCAUGCUCGCCCAUUGCCGAUGCGAUUCACCAAGCCCCAGCCUCUGGUCCUUGGCGACCGGAACAACUUUACAUUCUCACUUCCCGUGAUUUAUUCCACCGAGAUUAAUCUUCACACACUUGAAGACCAGCUCAUGACAGCGACCAUCCAACUAUGCCCAGGACUAACAACCGCUCGCAUCAGCUUUGGAACACCCCAGCGCCAUAUUGAACAACCGGAGCCAGCGAGCCAGCCAGUCCGCGACCCUCCCAUUUACGUCAGCCUACUUGAGGAUCGCCACUCGAGCCUGAAAUCUCUCACCCUUGACUUCGGCGCGCUUCUAUCGCUAACAAACUUCAAGCGAUACGUGCCGGGCUACCGAGUUGGUUGCCCACCCUCCAUCGAGCGCCUAACGCUCGUGGGCAACGAGACGGAGUCGACGCUCCCGUACCACUUGUUCGACCUCAAUAUUUUCUCGAAAUGGCUCGGCACAAACAACAAGCUGCGCGAACUUCGCAUGCUGCACGGCUUUGACAAGCUUGUGACCUAUAAGCGGUUUAACUCGACUCAGCCGCAGAGGGUGACUUGGAAUUCCAUCCUUCGCGCAUACCGUAGCACCCUCGAGGUCUUGGUACUGGACUGGUACCACCAUUUCACCGCCGUCCCCCAGGCGCGCUUUGGGCGUUCUGAAACGCUCGACUGUCUGGUCGACAUGACGAAACUUCAUGACCUCCAGGUGCCACUCAAUGCUCUGAGCGGCAGAGAGUUCGGUCUCCCUCCGCAUGCAGAGGAUUGGGAGGUUACCCGGUUCAUGCGGACUGGACUUCCUCCUCAGUGGAGGAAGAUCAAUGUCAUGGUUAUGAAUCCGUUACGGCGCGGCAGCACCGGAGGAAUAACGUCGGUGACGUGGAGGGUCAUCGAACUCCGGCUGUAG